This is a messenger RNA of Bipolaris zeicola 26-R-13, 858 nucleotides long. RefSeq lists its product as uncharacterized. The record is from RefSeq and is a predicted model, not a curated record. The transcript is spliced from 5 exons. NCBI's taxonomy places the organism in Eukaryota, Fungi, Ascomycota, Dothideomycetes, Pleosporales, Pleosporaceae. The coding region runs from base 1 to 858 and encodes 285 amino acids.
AUGAAGAACUCUCUUCUUUGCACUCUUUUCUCCCUCUUCGUGGCCGCAUGGGCUGGCGGAUAUCAAGGCUGCCUCGAACGCGUGUGGUUGUAUCAAGCCUACUUGAUCGAUAGCCUCAACGACUACGAUGAUCAAACAAUCGGUUGGCAGUGCAAAGACAAAGGAGUCACUAAGAACACAAAGACAUGUGCAAAUUGGGUUAGGAUGCCAGGAAGCAAGAGAGGUUCGACUUUGACCUAUGAUCAGUUCGUAUUCGCUCUAGGUAAGACGGGAUUGCGUACAGGAUGGUCCUCAAUGUCAGGAGGCGAGCUUGAUGUAGAAGCGACAGCUUUGAAAACAUACAACCAAUACCUCACGCCAGCGCCUGGUCAGGCUGCGGGUAACGCUAAGGUCAACAACUUUGGUGCGUGGUUAGCCGUUAAGGACACUUUCGAAUGGAAUGCGUGCAUCGUGAAAGUUGGUCAAGUUGUAGACGAUACGUACAGAGCGAGAUCAUCUGGCAUGGAUGAUGCUACGAAGAAGUUGUUCAAGAAUUUUGAUGCCACAAGAGACCUAGUCAUCAAGGCGCGUACAGGUGACCAUGGUCCUUUCCUCAUCGAGAAGGCGCGCCAGAAGCUGCCCAACAUGGACAUCAACAUCGAAGUUAUAGGUGCUAGUAAGAAUUGGGAAACAGUCGAUUGGGCAGAGACCGAACGAGAAGCUCGCGAGGCAGGUAAUAAGAAUGCGGGAACUGAGAUAACAGACUUCUUAAAUGAGUGGUAUGGCGAUAACAGCGGCGAUUCUCAUGCUAGAGAUCACAAGCAGGUGAUCAACUCUUUCAAGCAGAUCCAAAGUCAACAGCUUGCCUGCGGUCGAUAG